This is a messenger RNA of Papaver somniferum (opium poppy), 1481 nucleotides long. Its product is annotated as cytochrome b561 and DOMON domain-containing protein At3g07570-like. Lineage: Eukaryota; Viridiplantae; Streptophyta; Magnoliopsida; Ranunculales; Papaveraceae. The transcript is spliced from 4 exons. Bases 162 to 1328 code for a protein of 388 amino acids. The record is from RefSeq and is a predicted model, not a curated record.
UUUUGGCUGUCAACAUUGAACAAUAGUUGUUUGCUGAUUGCGCCGUUUCUGUAUCCAUGGGGUCUGCCAGUACGAACAAUGAAUUAUCUUAAUAACUCAACCAUGAUAGUAUUAAGUAUGCAACAGGAUCAGAGUUUACUGCAUAUCUAAUUUUUUGCAUUAUGUGUUUCCCAAUAUUGGUUCAGCUAAUUUCAGCACAGCUGUUCCCCUCACCAUACAAAAAAAUGAAAACGAAAUUUUUUUUGUUCAUUUUCAUUCUUCUCAUUCAAUUGAUCUCAUCAUUUUCCUGUGUAAAUUCUCAGUCAGAUUCUUGUUCUAAUAAUUUGAGUAAUCUCAAAGGUAUUUCUUUUAAUACAACAUCUCUAAGUUGUUUCGAUCUCUGGACUAGUCGUGGCUACGUCCUUAGAUAUUCAAAGACCGGAUCAGACAUAUGGAGCUUUCUUCUAUCAGCCCCAAAUACAAAGAAUUACAUCGCAAUUGGAUUUUCGGAAAGAGAAAAAAUGAUAGGGAGUAGUUCCAUGGUUGGAUGGAUUGGCAACAACAAUAUUGGUAUUGCUAAACAGUAUUUCUUAGCAGAGAAACGAAUAAAUGCAGUACGACCAGAUCAAGGAAACUUAACUCUAGUCAAGAAUUCGGAGACGGUUGUAACACAGAAUUCGCGAUUAUAUCUUGCUUUUCAAUUGAAAACUGCACAACAACCGUCAACAAACAUUAUUUAUUCGAUCGGACCAGAUGGUUUGCUUCCGAAUUCACAGUUCCAGCUAUCGCAACAUCUUGAUCAAGGAAAUACUCUGAUCAAUUACCAAACAGGUCAAGCCGAAGUUAUAAGUGUACCGUACACAAGGCUAAGGAGAGGUCACGGGUCACUGAAUAUGAUAGGUUGGGGUUUAUGUUUGUUGAUUGGAGCCAUGGUUGCUAGGUACUUGAGAGAAAAGGAUCCACUUUGGUUUUAUUUACAUGCUUGUAUUCAAGUUGUUGGAUUCAUUCUUGGAGUUUUUGGUAUCCUUACUGGACUUGUAUUGGAAGAUGUUCUUUCUGCUUCAGUGGACCGACACAAGACUAUUGGUAUCUUUGUUAUCAUUUUCGGAUGCCUACAGGUGAUUGCAUUUUUGGCUAGACCUAAAGUGGACUCGAAAUUCAGAUUUUACUGGAAUAUAUAUCACUGGACUGUUGGAAGGACAAUGAUUAUCCUUGCAGCCGCAAAUGUGUUUUACGGACUCAAGUUAGCAGACGAACAUAAAGGAUGGACUGCUGGAUAUGCAGUUGCUCUAUCAAUCCUGAUUGUUACUGCAAUUGGGUUGGAAAUAAGAAUGAGGAUGAGAAAGUAGAUUUACUUGUACUUGUUGUGUUAUUUUUCAAUUGGUUUUUUCUUCUUUUCCUCUCCAUACCAUCACUUGAUGAGAUUCUUUUUUGUAACUAUUUAUUAGAAUACCCUUUCGAUUUUUGAUUGUUCUUAAUUCCAUACCGUACAUUUACCUCAA